Messenger RNA from Penicillium angulare, 567 nucleotides. RefSeq names its product cupin domain-containing protein. Bases 1 to 567 code for a protein of 188 amino acids. The record is from RefSeq and is a predicted model, not a curated record. NCBI's taxonomy places the organism in Eukaryota, Fungi, Ascomycota, Eurotiomycetes, Eurotiales, Aspergillaceae. The transcript has a single exon.
AUGUCAUCUAUCAAAAUGGACACUCCCAUCCGCCGGGUGAUCGCUUCCCACGACUCCAAGGGCAAAGCCUUCUUCUCUUCCGAUGAGACUCUGACACCUUACGACCCAAUCACAGCCCCAGAAUUCAAGACUCCAGCCAGCGACGCAGGAUUCGGCGUGAUUCAAAUCCACCGGUCGCGCGGAUUCCCGGUUGAUAACAUGCGACCAUUCGUCGACCCACACAAGACCCUCGUCCCGCUCGCUGACACCAAGGGCCCAUCUUGUCGAGUCCUUGACCUUUAUCCCGCCGAGCGAGGAUGGAUGCAUCGAACCUUGAGCUUGGACUACUUCGUUAUCCUGAGUGGAACUGUUGGGUUCGCUACCGAUGGUGGCGCGGAGAAGAUCUUGAAACCGCAUGAUAUUAUUGUUUGCCAAGGAACAAACCACGAGUGGGUUAAUCGGGGUCAGGACCUUGCGAGAAUCUUUGGGGUGGUUGUUCCUAGCAAGGAAAUUGUUACGGAGGAUGGAGAGAGAUUGGAGAAAACGCCUGCGGGACCUGUCUAUGACCCUGCAGAGGAGGAGGAUUAA